Messenger RNA from Eriocheir sinensis (Chinese mitten crab), 7936 nucleotides. RefSeq names its product glutamate [NMDA] receptor subunit 1-like. The record is from RefSeq and is a predicted model, not a curated record. Gene Ontology annotation, cellular component: NMDA selective glutamate receptor complex; plasma membrane; neuron projection. The coding region runs from base 1782 to 5030 and encodes 1082 amino acids. Gene Ontology annotation, biological process: regulation of membrane potential; monoatomic ion transport; chemical synaptic transmission. Gene Ontology annotation, molecular function: NMDA glutamate receptor activity. Lineage: Eukaryota; Metazoa; Arthropoda; Malacostraca; Decapoda; Varunidae. The transcript has 20 exons.
GCCGUCCCUUAAAGCACGCAGGACCAUGCUAGCGAGUGUCCUGGCGCCUCGUAGCCACGGGAAAGACGAGGGAGGGCGAGAUGCGCGCCUGAUGGGGAGCGGGCCAUUGCUCGCCCGGUGUUAUGACUAGGCUGUAUUUUGACCCAGCAUCGCCACCCUCAUCAGGGCUGGGGCAUCGAGGAGGGCCCUUGUGUUGUGAGCAUCCGUCCCUUGGCUGGUGAAGGCCCAUGGCACGUAUCACGGGCGGGGUGGGCGCGGGCGGGCGUGUUUAUCUGGAGCGCGCCUGGAUCAAUACACCAUUGGUGGCAGGGAGGGUUGAGGCGCCCCGUCCUCUCGACCCGCCUUCGUAAUGCUCUCUAUAUUUACAUCCUGCCGUUUCCUACUCAGCCUUAGGCCAUCGCUCCACCACCGUGGCUGCCCCUGCUGCCUCGUAUAGGUCCAUGCCUCGCCCGUACCCUCCAGCGCGCAGCUUUUGUCCCUGAAAAUCUGCCUCCCGGGCCGGGCGGGGCGUGAGGACCUGCUGCCCUGCUGGUGACGUUUCUGCCGCCGCCGCCGCCGCCUCCGCCGCCGCCGCUGCAGCCGCCCCGGACGCCCCCUCAGCGGGCCUUGGUGAUUGGGCAUGCCCCUGUGGGAAGACCGUGAGCAGUGCGUGUUGGGGCAGAGUCCGUGGGAGUCGCUACCUGGGGCCUCGCAGGGGCGUGGAGGAGGGCGAGGAGGGCUGGACCCACUGGUAUGCCUGCUUCAGGAGCCUCCAUUCGCGCGCUGACUCCCACACUUCACCCCCCUCUGUCUCCCUCCCCCCACAACCCGGGCCACGCCACACACCACAUAGCGUUCUUCCCUACGUUCCUUCCUCACUUGGUUUCCAUCAGAUGUGUCUUCGUUAACCAGUGACUCACUCGCCUGUGUAGUAUAUAUAAACUGUUCGUCUGAGCCUGAGUCUUACUUGCGUUAUUAUAAGUAAGUGAGGCCCCGCCCCGCCCCCCAAGACACCUUGAUCGUGAAGGAGGAGCAGGUGGUUGUGGUUGUGGUGGUUGUUUGUUUGUUGUUGUCUCGCGCGCUCAUCGUGAUAAAGUAAGAAAAUAUUAGAUAGAAAAAAGAAAAUAAGAAAUUCUAAGAAAAAGUGAAUAAAAAGAAGAAAAAUAUAAAAGAAAAGGUAGAAGAAAAUCGGUGCAUUCCUAUAAAUAUAUAAAUAUAUAUAUUUUUCGACAGCAGUUUAGUCUUUUUUCAUUUUUAUAUUUUCCCCUCGUGUCCUUGCUUACGCUGGUGAUCUAGGGAGUAAGGGAGUGUGUAAGUGAGCGAGUGAGUGUGUGAGUGAGUGAGAGCAAGGCGUGACGGGAGCAUCUGCUAAGGUAUCGAACUUGUGUGCGGAUGUCUGGAGUCGGCUGCUGGGCACUCCGCCACACUGCUGCUGCUGCCGCCACCACCACUGCCGCUUCCGCUCUCCCUUCCCUUACUACUGUUCUUCGUUCUCCCGCUACUAAUAUCACCGCUACUGCUGCUGCUGUCACUGCUACUACUACUACUACUAAUACUACCACCACUACUACUACUACUACAACUACUAGAACUGCAACUAAUACUGCUGCUACUACUACAACAACUACUCCUGGCACUACUGCUGCUGGUGCUGCUACCACUACUACUGCUACUACUACUACUACUACCACUACUGCUGCUGCUGCAACUACCAGUGGUGCGGGUUCUGCCUGUGUUCAGGGGUUCCUCUCCUCUGUACAGGCCACUACCCACUCCAAGGCUGCGGAAGAAGACAUGAGGUGAUGGCGCGGCUGGCGGGGGUAGUGGCGGUGGUGGUGUCGGUGGUGGUGGUGGUGGUGGUGGCGGGACUGUUGGCUCCAGUAAGGGGAUCCAGCCCUCCCGAGGACAACAUUGCAAACCAGUUCAACAUAGGCGGCAUACUGUCCAAUAACAAAUCCCACGUACACUUCAGCCAAACCAUAAAACAGAAGAUCAACGACAACAGGACCUACGUGGACGGGAACACGACCCUCCACGAAGUGACGAUGCUCAUGGACUCCAACCCGAUCCGCACCGCCCUCGAGGUCUGCAAACAGCUCGUCUCUAGAUCGGUAUACGCCGUGAUCGUGUCCCAUCCCCUCAACGGUGACCUUUCCCCGGCUGCUGUCUCUUACACGAGCGGCUUCUAUCACAUCCCCGUCAUCGGUAUAUCCUCCAGGGACUCCGCUUUCUCGGAUAAGAAUAUCCACGUGUCCUUCCUACGCACCGUGCCCCCAUACAGCCACCAGGCCGACGUGUGGGUGGAGCUGCUCAAGACCUUCCAGUACACCCAAGUGGUCUUCGUGCACUCCUCAGACACGGACGGGCGCGCGCUCCUCACCCGCUUCCAAAACCAAGCUCAAAGCCAUGAGGACGACAAGGAUAUCAAGUUAGAAAACGUGAUAGAGUUCGAGCCGGGACUCAACUCCUUCGUGGACAAACUCAAGGAAAUGAGAGAAGCGUCAGCAAGGGUCAUUCUCCUCUACGCCAACAAAGACGACGCGGGCACCAUUUUCCACGACGCCAGCUACAUGAACAUGACGGGUCGCGGCUACGUGUGGGUGGUGACCGAACAAGCCCUCAGCGCCAGCCACGUCCCUCCCGGCGCCAUCGGCCUCAAGCUGGUCAACGCCUCCAACGAGGACGCCCACAUCACCGACAGCCUCUACGUGUUGGCGAUGGCCUUGAAGAAGCUGCGGGAGGAACAGAACUCAACGCAGCCGCCGCCCAAGGACUGCAACGACACGAGGGGCUCUUGGGAAACCGGCAAGAAACUAUUCCAGUACAUCUUGGAACAGGUGCUCAAUUACGGCCUCACGGGUAAGGUCGCCUUCGAUGAGAACGGCGACCGAAUCAACGCCGAGUAUGACGUCAUCAACAUCCAGGAACUCAACACGACCGGUCAUGUGAUCAAGGACCACAUACCGGUCGGGCAGUAUAAAUAUAACAAGCCGCCUCGCAGUGCAGGGAAAGAGGAGGGUGGGAAGACCAUUGGCUCCACCACCCCGCAGCCGCAGACCAAGGAGUCGAUGACGCUUGUGAUCAACGAGAACGCCAUCGUCUGGCCCGGCAACACCACCAUCAAGCCUCAGGGAUACAUGAUCCCCACCAGGCUGAAGGUGCUGACUAUCGAGGAGAAGCCGUUUGUCACCACGCAGAAAAUCGAGAGCAAGGCUGAGUGUCUGGGCGGCGGGCGGGUGCUGUGUCCCUGGUUCAACUCGUCCGGCGAAGGCUCCGAUCUCUACUGCUGCACCGGCUACUGCAUCGACCUGCUCACCACACUCGCCAGCAAGAUCAACUUCACCUUCGAACUGGCCCUCUCCCCUGACGGCCAGUUCGGUUCUCUACAGAUGAGAGAAAGCACAGGCAAGAAGGAGUGGACGGGCCUCAUCGGGCAGCUGGUGAAUCAGACCCACGGAGCUGACAUGAUCGUGGCGCCGCUCACCAUCAACCCGGAGAGAGCCCAGGUCAUCGAGUUCUCCAAGCCUUUCAAGUACCAGGGAAUCACCAUCCUCGAGAGAAAGCAACCUCGCUACUCCACGUUGGUGUCGUUCCUGCAACCCUUUCGCAACACCCUCUGGAUCCUGGUGAUGGUGUCCGUGCAUGUGGUGGCGCUGGUGCUUUACCUCCUCGACAGAUUUAGUCCUUUCGGCAGGUACAAGCUGGCCAACACGGACGGCACGGAGGAAGACGCCCUCAACCUGUCCUCGGCAAUAUGGUUUGCCUGGGGAGUAUUGCUCAACAGUGGGAUUGGUGAAGGCACGCCGCGGAGCUUCAGCGCGAGGGUGCUGGGCAUGGUGUGGGCCGGCUUCGCCAUGAUCAUCGUCGCCUCAUACACUGCCAACCUGGCGGCCUUCCUCGUGCUGGACCGACCCCAGACCUCCCUCACCGGCAUCAACGACGCCAGGUUACGAAACCCGAUGGAGAACUUCACGUACGCGACGGUGAAGGGCUCCUCGGUGGACAUGUACUUCAGGCGACAAGUGGAGCUGAGCAACAUGUACCGCACGAUGGAGGGCAACAACUACCCCACCGCCGAGGCCGCCAUCACCGCCGUCAAGUCCGGGAAGCUGAAGGCGUUCAUCUGGGACAGCUCGCGCCUGGAGUACGAGGCGGCCCAGGACUGCGAGCUGGUGACGGCCGGCGAGCUCUUCGGAAGGUCCGGCUACGGCAUCGGCCUCAAAAAGAACUCUCCGUGGGCCGACCGGGUGACGUUGGCCAUCCUGGAGUUCCACGAGAGUGGCUACAUGGAGGAGCUAGACAACAAGUGGAUCUUACAGAACCAGGAGGACACUUGCAACACAGACGAGAAGGCGCCCGCCACCCUUGGCCUCAAGAACAUGGCAGGCGUGUUCAUCCUGGUGGCGGCCGGCAUCGUGGGCGGCAUUGGGCUCAUCAUUAUCGAGAUUAUCUACAAGAAGCAUCAAAUCAAGAAGCAGAAGCGUCUGGAGAUCGCCCGCCACGCCGCCGACAAGUGGAGAGUCGCUAUCGAGAAGAGGAAGACUUUGCGUGCCUCAAUGAUGAUGCAGAGGAGACUGAAGGCGAACGGCGUCAAUGAGCCCUCAGUGAUCUGUGUCAACGUCGAGAGCGGAGCCGGAGCCGGGGCUGGGGCCGGGGCUGGGGCAAUGGGAGGGGCAGCGGGAGGGGCAAUAGCGGGGCCACCGGCAACGGCAGCGGCGGGGGCCGGGGCAGCGAGUGUAUCUGUCAGUUCUGGUAGUGGUGCUGCUGCUUCUGGGGCAGCAGGCAUUGGAGUGAUUGACUUGCCACGGAUGCUGCCCCCGCCCCCACCUGCCCCACCAGCCCCACCCUCACCCCCAGGCUUGCCGCCAGAUGUGCCCCCGGCACCCCCUGCCCCACGCUGGGGCAACGACAUACGGCAACGGCACAUUUCCUCAGCUCAGGACGAUGCUCUGCCCCCACCCCCGCCGCCCCCCAAGGGCGUGGACACCAUGCGGCUGCACGCUUCCUACAAGAACCUGUUCGGCCCCGACCCGCCUGACCUGGUGGCGUGAGCGUCUGCUGCGGCCUCUGUAUCAGAGGCGGCCAGGCUCACAGGGGCGGGGGAUCCUGGCGGGGAGGACCACUCACUCCCACCUACAUUACGUCCACUCGGCGGCGCCCCGGGCCAUGCCUCCCUCGGGCCCCAGCGCCGGGGGCCACCAAAGGCCCCGGCCAGGCCAGGGGGCACUAACUACGCUUCUCACUCGUCAACAACAUUGUAUAAAUCAUAAACAUUUAUAGCAUGUUAUAAGUGGGUCCUGGAACCUGGACCAGCCCGACUUUGUUUAUUUUGGUAAAACACAUUCAUCCCUUGAGCUCCUCCUGGCUAAUAACCAAACGGUGAAUUUAUGAUUACAACAAUUACUAGCGGGUGGUAAGGUACUAUGUGGUGGUAUGUGUGUAGAUACGAUGUGUGUCUGUGUGCACGAGUGAUGGACGUGUGUGAGCAUAUAUGGUGUAUACAUGGUUGAUGGCUGGAUGCCGUGUGUAAGUAUUUGCAUGUUUGUAUAGUCAGGAGCCGACAAGUGUCAACCAGCCCCACCCUCACCAGGAGUUUUAUAUAUAUAAAUAUAUAUACCUAGCUAGGGAGUAUUAGUGUGGAGCCCCAAUCCCUGUGGUGGGGCGGGGAAGGACUCGCCAUCACGCCCGGCGCAAGGCGGAAGCGGUGCAGAGGAGCACCUCGAGCAGCCAGGGCCGCGGCGGGCACAGUCACCCUCCCUCAUACCGCCCGUCACGAAGGUUCAGGAAUGCGUCACCGCUUGUGUCACCCGCUGCGUGCUGGACCCAAGCAUACUGCAUCCCCUCAUCCCCCGACACACCCACCAGCGGCGGGGCCUCGCGAUGGCUCCUCCUCCAGACGGGCUGCGUCGCGGGAGGCUGCGCGGCGCCGGCCUCCACACGACGCAGUCACCUGCUGGAAAAAAGUAAUAACUAAAUAAUAAUAAUAAUGAAGUGCUGGGUUCCCUCGUCAGCCCCGGCCAGGAAGUGGAUGCGUAGACACAUUCUGCAUGUUAGCCGGAGAUCAAGAUGGGUGAUAAUGCUCAGUUUGCCCCAAUCAUCCAUAAAGACAGCACAGGGUGACUGCGGCUUCCCCCUCCCACCACUGUUUUCUGUUAGCCUUGUAAGGCUUGCUAAUAUCCGGAAUCUACAUUGUUGAUGAUACGCUUAUUAUCGUUGUGUGUUGUGACGACGACCACUCGGCGGCCCCGCACAGACCACUCUCAGGCCGCCAGGCUGGUGCUGCACGCCGAGGACUUGUGGUGUGCUGGUCUGUUCCCGCUGCUGUUUAUAUGUAUACACUUGUUUGUAAAUCGGAGGCUGACGAAAUAUGAAAUUUAAACAAAAGACAUUUUCCAAGAACUUUUAAGAAAAAAAAAUAUUGCAGAAGCUUAUAAACUUAGCUAAUAAUGUUUAGAAAAGUUAGUAAAAAUAAAUUGUUAAAUAACGAUCAUUAUGAUUUCACUCACAACACGAGGGCGGCUGGGCGCAGCACCGCCCGGGAGCCGGCCACUCCGGCGUUCAGGCCCGCAGGUGUUGCAAUAAGAUGCCAUGAGCCUUGUCACACCACUACUGGAGGGUGAGAAUAGCCUACUAUGUGGCGUAGAAAGGUGUUUAGUCUGUGUGUGCGCGCAUGUGCGUGUGUGAGUGGUCGCAUGUACGCGUGUGCGUGUGCGUGGAUAUGUGUGUUUGAUACAAGCAUUCACAUUGGAGCUAAAAAAACUUACUAAUGUAAUAGUAGUUUUUGUGAAUUUUGUAUUAUUUUAAGAUUUUAUUUUGUGGCCUCAAAUGUGAUUUUCAUUGUUGUUGUAAUUCGAUUACUUUGGUCUAGACAAUAACAUUUACGCUCACGUCGCCCGUGCAGGCUCCGCGGCCCCGCACCUUCUUCACGAGGGAAUCCUUCGCCUGCUGACUGGCAGUGCCACCACUAUACUAUGGGUUCAUAUACGUGUGUCAUGAUUUAUUAAAUUAUUUUUUUGCAUGUUAUAAGUAUUUGUACUGGUUACAUUUGUGGUGACGGGAGUUGUGUGGCCAUGCUGUCCGGUGACCUGGAAGAUGAACUUUUUUUAUUCUCUCAAUAUGCCAUGUAAGAUAUCACACGAGGACAAACGUAGCCCGUGUGUGUGCCAAAACGCCCUGCUGCUGCCCCACACGGCUCCCGCUGCCCCCUUGACUGCUGCUCUCCACUAUAACUAACGACAUGUCUCAGUGGCCCGCGGCGUGGGUCUCCGCAGUGCCGGGAUGCUCGAGCCGCUCACUCCUGUCUGGCGCUCACUCACGCUGAGCACUGUAUAGUGAACACUCAGACUCCUCCACGCCGUGCUCCUGUGGAACAUGGGAGUCAUUGACAUAGUUGUGAACGAUUUAAACACGUACAAGAAAACAUCUUUGGUCAAGAUUUUUUUUUUACAAUAUUGAAUCGAUUGUAAUAUAAAUGGUUGCAUAGAAAGUCUCGAGCCACACACUGGCUGGAAACUGGUGUGGCUGUGUUCUUUCUGCAACGCAAAUAUUUUAUACGAACCUACCUAGUACAACAUCCACUUCAUCGAGUAACCAGCUUGUUAAUGUAUAAAUCAUAUUUCCGCACUAUACCUUCAAUUUCUCCUUCCAUCUUUUAUCAUUGCCGUUAUUUUUAGCUAGAGGCGAGCGACGCGAAGCCAAGCUGGAGUGUGAUAACCUGUGAUACCAGAGGAGAGAGCGCCCCGCUGCCGGGACCCAGCCGACGCCACUCUAAGUUAUUUCAUGUUUUAGAUUUAUUGUUGCAUUAGAAUACUGUUGUUGCUCUAUUAAAUAAAUUUAAUGUUUAGUAUAAUUCACUAUGAAUUAGGCUACGAAACUCACUUCCAUUAAAUAAACCAUGUGGCCGUGACGUGUAAAGUGGUGGGCGAGGCUAGUAAAGUCAAUCACUAUUAUAAUUUUA